AUGGCGUACAGAGGUCGUGGACGCGGUGGAUUUGGAGGAGGUGGCGGCGGUUUUGGCUAUGCCACUCAAGUUCCCUUUGAGCUUUUUCCUGAUGUUGAUUUGCCUAAUGUCAAAGGUAUACUUGAUCCAGAUAAAAAGAUAAACCAGGGUAAGAGUGAGGAAGAAAACUUAGUCAAUCAAAGUCGCAAGUUUCAAAAAAUUUGGAAAGGCUCUCCUUUUUAUCUUGAGCAGACCACUUCAAAGGAGAGGCAAAACACAGAAGUAGAAAGAUAUUCUGACAGGUUGAAGCCAAAAACCACGAUAAGACGCGGUGCUCUUUUUGAUAUAUUGGAGCUCAAGGCAUUUCCCCAAGAACUGACAGGAGGUUCAAGGGCGCACCAACCAGGCCGAAAGAGAGUUCGAUGGAAUCCUGACUCAGAGCUGCAGAAGUUAGAUUUAUUUGAAAAGCUUGAACAGCGUCAGGGUAAUAAUGAUGGAAAAGAAAAGAAAGAAGGUGAAGGUGAGGAUGAAGAUGAAGAAGAAGAGGAGGAGGAGCCAGAAGAAGACUUCAGUGAUGAUGAUUAUCAGAAGAACCAAGAUUUCGAUGAUGAUGAUGAUGAUUUUAAUAUGGAAGAUGAUGGUGAUGAUGAACCUCUUUUGUAG
Prunus armeniaca (apricot) is the source of this 642-nucleotide messenger RNA. The record is from the annotation of a GenBank genome assembly. NCBI's taxonomy places the organism in Eukaryota, Viridiplantae, Streptophyta, Magnoliopsida, Rosales, Rosaceae.